Messenger RNA from Trichobilharzia regenti, 2055 nucleotides. NCBI's taxonomy places the organism in Eukaryota, Metazoa, Platyhelminthes, Trematoda, Strigeidida, Schistosomatidae. The record is from the annotation of a GenBank genome assembly.
AUCCUUAUAAUCUUAAUCUGAUCUUGUGUAAACUUGAAUCUAAGGGAAUUGUGCUCAUUGCUUAUCUUGUUUACAAAUUUUACUGGACCUAAUGGUCUUCUAGCUGUUUACGUUGACGUUAUAUUUCUCUAUCCUUGAGUGUGUUAAUCAUACAGCAAUUCCUUCAGUCAUAUUUUAUAACUGUUUUGCAUGAAGCUUAGUGGUCAAUAAUGAUGAGGUUAAGUGUCGUGUUAGUUUUUUAGGGUAAGUCAGCUAAUAUUGUUAUGAGUACUCACUAAUUGAUUUGGUAUGGAAGCGCGUUAUGCAUAGCGAGCAGCCGCCAGUACCGGCGAGCACUGGUGCCUGAUGUAGAUUCAGGUCAGCAAAGGAUGAAAGUUAGCCCAAACAUUUAGUCACUAACCGUUGUUCUGAGCCAUGUAGGAAAUGGUGGACGCUUUUUAGCUGCUGAUCUAGAUGCUGAAGUCCUUUCGUGUUCUCAAGGUCUUGCAUAGUGGUGCACAUAUAUUCACUUGGUAUCAUAUAGUUAUUUUCUCCCAUGCAUUCUUCCUAGUUUCAUUAUGUUUCUCUUCUGUGUUUCCUUUCACUUAGGUAACGCAAACUUAUGUACUUGUGUGCAGAGCUCGGCUUUGAUUUGUUAGUCAAUAAGCUCUAGCUGAAAUUAGUGCUGAGUUAUCGCAGAAUGGGUUACUUUUCAUUCCUUGGAUGUUCAGUCUCUUUCCCCCGGAAUAGUGCCGUUUUAUUUAUGUCAUCAUCCUGAAUCUGUGGUUCUUUUCAUUCGCGAUUUUUUAUCCAUAUGUUGAGGCCCAACAGAUGUGCAGUGUCUAAGCACUCACCUCACUGAGAGUUGAGUAUUAUUUAUUCAGACAACGGGCGUCACUAGUCAGAGCUUUGGCAUCUCAAGCUAUUAAACCUAUGAAGGAGAUAAAUGCUCAUGUUGAUGGAGAAUCAUCCUUGAUUUCAGAGAAUAAGCAACGUGGCGAAAAUGGUAUUGUAUCACAGGAGUCAUCUAUAGCUCUGACUAUUUUACAUAAUCGCACCAAGUAUAAUCUGACUUUCUCACCAUCUACAACUAUUGCUGAAGUUAAAAAGACCUUGGAACCUUUAACACAUGUUCCUGUCGAUAUGCAAAAACUUAUUUUCCGUGGAAUGUUAUCAGAUACUGCCAGACUUGAAGAGUUAUCUUUACCUACUAAAGAUGCUAAGCUAAUGCUGAUUGGUACAAAACCUUCUGAAGCAGAACAAAUACGCUUAUCUGAAGCAAAUAAUCAUGUCCAAGGGGAUGAUAUAUCGGAUGAAAGUCGAUCAGAUGCAACACUGGACUGGUCUGAACAAAAUGAACAUAAACAAGUUUUAGAACGCUAUGGGAAACCAGAAAAUGCAAUGAUCGGAAUACUGAAUACAGAAGAAAUUCUAGAUCCUAAUGAAUGCUUGGUUGGUCUUUGUGAUAAACGUGGGCAAGCAUUAAGGCUAAGAAUUAAACCAGACAGUGGAGAGUUAUGGUUGGCAACAAAAGAUGUAACUCAUAAAUUUCCACUAGCUACUAUUCAUGAUGUAAUUAGUCAACCGAUUAAAGGUCAUCCUGAAUACCACAUAAUGGCUUUCCAACUUGGUCCCACUCCGAAAUCCCGGUAUUUUGUGUACUGGUUGCCUUCUCAAUAUGUGGAGUCUAUUAAAACCAUGGUAUUACAGUAUAAAAUAAUUAAUUCUUUGAGUAAUGCAACAGGAACAAAUAAACCACUUUAAAAUUUGCAUUUUUAAUUGAUUCUCUGUAAUUAAUUAAUUGGUUAAUUAAUUAAUUAUUUUCCAGAUUUCAAAGAUUAAGCCUAAGUAUCAAUUGUCCAAAAAUUUUCUCAAAAUGCAUAUUAUCUCAUUUUUUUCCUUUCCUUUUGGAGAAAAUUAUCAGCCUCUAGAUUCACUUAUUUCCAUUAUCUUAAUGAGGCUUUAUUUUUCAUUCAAUACAGAAUUUCACUUUUGGUUUAUCACUUUAACUGUUGACACAAUAUAGCAGUGUACUUAUGUGAAUAAAGUCAAUAAAAUUAUGUACAAUGUGUCUAA